Aaosphaeria arxii CBS 175.79 is the source of this 917-nucleotide messenger RNA. RefSeq lists its product as uncharacterized. The record is from RefSeq and is a predicted model, not a curated record. The transcript has a single exon. NCBI's taxonomy places the organism in Eukaryota, Fungi, Ascomycota, Dothideomycetes, Pleosporales. The coding region runs from base 36 to 743 and encodes 235 amino acids.
AAGUGACUUCGACCACUCGCAAUAAAGAGCUCACAAUGAAACGCGGUUCGGCAGAUGAAGUGCCGAUCCCUUGCCUCGACCCCGACGACGAGCACCUCACUCGGCUUCUUCCCUCAGAGAUCUUGAGCGCCUUGUUUUCCCCUGAUCUAGAAACCACGUACCCACCCGACCCCGUCGCCACCGGCGAGAAUCCUUUCGACCCUUCUCCCAUACCAGAAGAUGACUCGGAAAUGAAACAACAGCGAAAGAUCAUACUCCGCGGCUCCAUCGCCUUGGCCGUCAUUCUCGGUCUGUGUCUGCUAGGCUUUUGGCUAUGGUGGAUUAUCUGGUACAUCCCUCUGACACGUCGCAGGAGGGAGGCGGCUCAGCAACGAGAGAUGGGGCUUGCGCAGAUGGAGCGUGAUCGAGAGCAGGCGCGCAUGCGGGCUGCAGAAAGCGAAAUGGGUCCUGACGGAAUCUUGGUGCCGCGGAUCAGGUUCAACGCGCACAAGGGCAACAAGGACCCUUACGACAUUGAGUCCAUCAUGAACAUGGAGGAGGGUGAGAAGUCUCGUUCUAUCUGUGAACGCCCAGACGAAGGAAAUACGCCCGCCAAUUAUGAGAACAAAAUGAAGGAGAAGAUCGAGAAUGAGACGAUUUCUGAACGCAAGGACAGUCUUGUGCCGGAUCCUGUCGUCGCAAACCCAGCCAUGCCAGCAAGCGUUGAGGAUCCUGACGCGAUCACUCCCGCACCUCCUCGUUGAACACACAGUGUGCGAGUGUGGUGAGCUCAAUGUUGUCCCUUGAAUAUCUGGUGUCGGUCAAUGUUUUCAGGAGACUGGGUGAGCAGUGGGCUUUUGUUCGACGUUCGAGUGGUCAUAAAUCAGGUUCACAAGUAUUACAUUGGCAGGUCCUAAGGUAACAGAUUUGAAUGUGCA